This is a messenger RNA of Trifolium pratense (red clover), 1321 nucleotides long. RefSeq names its product ATPase GET3B-like. The record is from RefSeq and is a predicted model, not a curated record. Gene Ontology annotation, biological process: post-translational protein targeting to endoplasmic reticulum membrane. NCBI's taxonomy places the organism in Eukaryota, Viridiplantae, Streptophyta, Magnoliopsida, Fabales, Fabaceae. Gene Ontology annotation, molecular function: ATP hydrolysis activity; ATP binding. Gene Ontology annotation, cellular component: GET complex. Bases 51 to 1034 code for a protein of 327 amino acids. The transcript is spliced from 10 exons.
UAAUUGAAUAUAUGUGAAAUGCAGCAGAAAGUGUUUGUGGAUUUGAUGAGAUGGUUGGAGGAAAGGAUAGGAAGUAUUACAUGCUUGGUGGGAAAGGUGGUGUUGGGAAAACAAGCUGCGCUGCCUCUCUUGCUGUCAAAUUUGCAAAUCAUGGACACCCGACUAUGGUGGUAUCAACUGAUCCUGCUCAUUCAUUAAGUGAUUCUUUUGCUCAGGAUUUGACAGGGGGAAAGCUUGUUCCGGUUGAAGGAGUGAGCUCUCCAUUAUAUGCUCUUGAGAUAAACCCUGAUAAAUCCAUGGAAGAAUUCCGGACAGCUGGUCAAAAGCUUGGUGGUGGGGGUGCUAAGAGUUUGAUGCAAAGUAUGGGACUUGGAGCGAUUGCUGGCCAGUUAGGGGAACUUAAGCUUGAAGAGAUGUUGCACACUCCUCCACCUGGAACAGAUGAAAUCAUUGCAAUUACGAAGGUGAUGCAAUUUCUAGAGUCUGAAGAAUAUAGUAUGUUCAGUCGGAUAGUUUUUGAUACAGCACCAACUGGUCAUACACUUCGACUACUGUCAUUGCCUGACUUCUUGGAUGGAUCUAUAGGAAAACUUAUUAAGAUGAAGAUGAAAUUAGGUUCAGUCUUCGGUUCCUUGUUGGGAAAAGAACAACCUCAAAACAAUCCUUUAGACAAACUUGAAAAACUUAAGGAGAAUGUGGCAAAAAUACAUGAUCUUUUCCAUAAUCCAGACACUAUGGAAUUCAUAAUAGUAACGAUUCCCACGGUUAUGGCAAUUAGUGAAUCAUCAAGAUUACAUGCAUCCUUAAAGAAAGAAAGGGUACCUGUUAAAAGACUAAUAGUUAAUCAGGUCUUACCUCCUACGUCAGGCUGCAAGUUUUGUUCGAUGAGACUAAAGGAUCAAAUGCGGGCAAUUGAAACUAUCCACAAUGAUUCAGAACUCUCUGGGUUGAGAUUAUACGAGGCACCCUUGGUCGAUAUGGAAAUAAGGGGCGUUCCAGCUCUCAAAUUUAUGGGAGAUAAUCUUUGGAGAUAAAACAUUUUUAGGAAGUUUAGCAACUACUCUAGCAUUCUUUCAAGCCGUGAAGUGCGGGUACUAGAUGUUAUGUUAGUCUCUCUUUUCUUGUUUAAUAAUUGUAGUAUCUGAUAAGGUAACAAAUGUAUGUUACAACUAGUAAUUCAUGCAUACUUUAUUGAAAGAAUAGAGUAAUUUAUAGAUAUACAUUGAUAGUGUGAUAUCAUACAACAUUUGGCUGCUGUCACCACCAAACCAAUUUGGUGGAGGAAUGAAUGAUAAUGUUAAACUAAAAAACUGUUGAACUA